AUGUCAAGUCCAGCGAAACGGAAAGCUGAGAAGGAUAUAUCGCCACCAAAACCAAAGAAGACUAAGACAGCGACGAAGGCCAAGACUGAGAUUCCCGCGUAUCAUCUUACACCAUCAAGACAGGACGAGUCAGGAGAGAAUGUCUGGCCGGCCAGGAAGGAGCAAAUUGAACGCGCGCGAGAGAUCAUCAGAGAAUGUGCUGAAGCGCAAAAGCCAACAGUCAUCUUACCCGACAAGGAUGCAGACGGACUUUCCUCUGGUGCCAUACUUCAUCAUACUCUCACCGCUCUAGGUCUCUCACCUAAUCUAAUAUCCGUUUACUUCCCACCAAAAGGCUCUAAUGUACAUGAUGAAAGCACAAGGCAAGCUCUCACAGCCAUGAAGCCGUCCUAUAUCUUCAUUCUAGACCAAGGCAGUCGGAAAACACCGCCUGUCAUCGACUCACCACAUACAUGCCUCGUGGUAGACCAUCACUUUGCAGAUGAGGGCGGAUUCCCAGAAGGAAACCUUCACGACAAGAUAUCAUGGUUAGCAGCACUAGGAACCCACGGUGAUCUCGGAAGCAGCAUAAAGUGGGAACCCCCCUUUCCAGACAUGGUGGCAACAUUCAAGCAACACCCGAAGAAGUCCAUCAACGAUGCCGUAGCUUUAGCCAAUGCACCACGUAGAUCAGCAGCAUACAACGUGCACGACGCCUGGGACGCCGUCGUUUCCGCGAGCAGUCCCGGAGACAUCUCGAAAGUCGACAAGCUGAAAGAUGCAAGCAUGGAGGUCAGACGGGAGACCGAACGCUGCACCCACACAGCCCCGAAGUUCUCUGCUGACGCGACGAUUGCCGUUCUGACUAUAUCAAGCGCCGCGCAAAUACAUCCCGUCAUCGCGACACGCUGGUCUGGCACCCUCAAGUCCAACAAAUUAGAGAUCGUCAUGUGCGCAAACGAAGGCUAUCUCCCCGACAAAGUCAACUUCUCAUGCCGCGUUGCGAAAUGUGCGAGAGCGCGCGAAGGAGAGGAGAAGGUCGACAUCAUCAAGAAGCUUGAGGGCAUAGUCGCAGGCGACGAGGAGCUGAGGAACCGCCUUGGAGAGAGCUUUGCGAGGGGUCACAAAGAGGCCAGUGGGGGGAUUGUGGGGAAGACCGAAUGGCAAGAGUUUAAGAAGUUGAUGGGUGUAGGGGAAGCGAAGAAGAAGGCGGAUGGAAAGAAGGAGGAGAAGCCGACGCAGAAGAAUACUUUGGCGAACUACUUCGGGAAGAAGGAUAAGAGCGUCAAGGUGGAAGGUGCUUAG
This is a messenger RNA of Alternaria conjuncta, 1284 nucleotides long. RefSeq lists its product as uncharacterized. The transcript has 3 exons. The coding region runs from base 1 to 1284 and encodes 427 amino acids. The record is from RefSeq and is a predicted model, not a curated record. NCBI's taxonomy places the organism in Eukaryota, Fungi, Ascomycota, Dothideomycetes, Pleosporales, Pleosporaceae.